This is a messenger RNA of Racocetra persica, 161 nucleotides long. The record is from the annotation of a GenBank genome assembly. NCBI's taxonomy places the organism in Eukaryota, Fungi, Glomeromycota, Glomeromycetes, Diversisporales, Gigasporaceae.
CUUUUUAUAUGAAUCCUAAUACCAUUGCAAUUUCUAAAAAAGAGUCUGUUUUCUUCACUUUUGAAGAAGCCUAUGGUAGUGGUUAUAGACAAGCAUUUUCUGCAUAUGAAAAACAGAGCAGUAUAAUGGUAAAAAAGAGAAAUACACCACUAAGUGAAUAG